GUUACGAAUCAAAGCUUAACAAAUAAAUUAAUCUGUGACGAACUAGUGUAUAAACCUAAAAAAGGAAAAAGAAAAGAAGAAGAAUUAGCGGGGAAAAGAUUAGAAAACGUGAUCAACUGCCAACUCGGCAUUUUUACUCUGCUUCUCCCUCUUCUGUAUAUCCGCGUUUCUCUCUCUCUCCAUCUUCCCGGCGAUUCUUAAGCUGAUGACCGACACAGAUUUCUAGGGUUUUCUCUCUCCAAUUUUCCCCCAAAUCUCGUCAGAUCUUCCCCCUAAUUCUAAUCUCCAAUCAUUCUACUCUUCCUAUUAUUUUCAAUGCUACUACAUUUUCGUCCUCACUCUCACUGAUUCGACAAAAUCUGAGUCUAAUUUGUUCGUUAAAUUCGUUUUCGAUUGAAUUUUAUUGCGGAAGAAUUUGAAUAAUGCCGACUCACGAUCCUGCUACACCUGGCCAGGUAUCAUUUGUCCUUGGACUUGUUCCAGUUCUUGUGGCAUGGCUAUAUUCUGAAUUAUUGGAUUAUAGAAAAAGGUCUACCAUCUCCAAAGCCAGGCAUUCUGAAGUCAAUCUGGUUGAGAUUAGAAAUGGUGCAAGUGCAACUGAGGAAAAUGAGAAUGCUUUUUUGCUGGAAGGCGGAGGGACAAGUUCAGUGCCUUCGGGAGCUCGAAAUGAAUCUUUCAUGCAUCAUAUCUCAAGGUUUUUUUUAAUGGAUGAGACUUUCUUGCUUGAUAAUAAAUUGACAUUGAGAGCUAUGUCUGAGUUUGGUCUCUUUUUGGGUUACUUCUACUUCUGUGACCGGACAAAUCUUUUUGGUGAAUCUAAAAAGGAUUACAAUCGAGAUCUAUUCUUGUUUCUCUACUUUCUACUUAUCAUUGUUGCAGCUAUUACAUCAUUUACAAUACAUACGGACAGAUCACCAUUUUCUGGAAAAUCUAUUCUUUAUUUGAAUAGGCAUCAAACUGAAGAAUGGAAAGGCUGGAUGCAGGUGCUUUUUCUGAUGUACCACUAUUUUGCUGCUACUGAGGUCUAUAAUGCUAUCCGUGUUUUCAUAGCUGCUUAUGUGUGGAUGACUGGAUUCGGUAACUUCUCCUACUAUUAUAUCCGCAAGGAUUUUAGCUUUGUGAGGUUUGCUCAGAUGAUGUGGCGGCUCAAUUUCUUGGUGAUAUUUUGCUGCAUUGUCCUAAACAACAGCUAUAUGCUGUAUUACAUAUGCCCAAUGCAUACUCUUUUUACUCUUAUGGUUUAUGGUGCUCUUGGCAUUCUGCACAAAUAUAAUGAGAUUGGAUGGAUCAUGGCUGUAAAAAUGGGUGCUUGUUUUCUGACUGUUAUACUGAUUUGGGAAAUACCUGGGGUGUUUGAACUGCUCUGGAGCCCAUUCGCUUUUCUUCUUGGUUAUGUUGAUCCUGCAAGACCAAAUCGUCCUAUCUUGUAUGAAUGGCACUUUCGCUCAGGCCUUGAUCGCUACAUAUGGAUAAUUGGAAUGAUAUAUGCUUAUUAUCACCCAAUGGUUGAGCGAUGGAUGGAGAAACUGGAAGAAGCAGAAGUGAGAUGGAAAAUAGCUAUUAAAGCAGCUGUCGUGAUUAGCUCUCUGUCGGUAGGGUAUCUCUGGUUUGAGCACAUAUACAAGUUAGAUAAGGUUACAUACAAUAAGUAUCAUCCUUAUACCUCGUGGAUCCCAAUUACUGUCUACAUAUGCUUGAGGAAUGUUACCCAGCACUUCCGAAGCUACUCGUUAACACUUUUUGCAUGGCUUGGCAAAAUCACAUUGGAGACUUACAUCUCCCAGUUUCACAUAUGGCUAAGAUCUAGUGUGCCUGAUGGACAACCCAAGUUAUUGCUGUCAUUUAUCCCAGAUUACCCACUGCUGAACUUCAUGCUCGUUACUAGCAUUUAUGUAGCAGUUUCGUAUAGGCUAUUUGAAUUAACUAACACAUUAAAAGUGGCAUUUCUUCCAAGCAAAGACGACAAAAGGCUAACGAACAACAUAGUUGCAGCUUUGGCUAUCUCUUGUGUUCUCUACACACUGUCACUAAUGCUGCUAAAAGUCCCUCUGAUAAUGGUGUGAAUUUAGAACUGUAGAAGUAUUGAAGAUGCUAAGAGAGUCCAUGUCUACUCAAAUUUUUAGACAUCGAUAUGUUAUCAUCUAUCACGAAAGAAUGUAUCUGAAAAAGAUGAUUCAGAAAAUACUAGUCAUAUGAAACCCCGAUGAAAUUGAGGCCAAGUCUUUCUGAUCUAUGUACAGGAGUAUGCUGAAAGGCUGGUGAACACGCGCGCACAAGAAAACAUGUUUCAUUCAUUUAAUAGCCAUUCUUUCUAUAUACUCCCAAAUCUAGAAGAUGUAAUAUGUUUAAUAUUAGCUAAGCCGGUUAAUCCUGUAUACAGUAUACCAACCAGUUUUGGAUAGUAUCAAUUACAAGUUUUCAUGUGUUAAAUGUGGUUAGGAUGACUCUUUUGUUGUGGUCUUUAUGGCAAAUUAAUUGUGCCCUGUGAACUAUAAAGUUGUAUACGUGGUGUUACCUCUGCGGUUUUAACAUCAGCUGAUGGGGGUCACCUACAUUUUAUUUUGAACGCAGUUGUAGACUUGCAAUUGUAGAAUUGUAUGAAUUGGUUAGUGAUCUGUAUAAAACAGUAAAUUACAAGUA
Chenopodium quinoa (quinoa) is the source of this 2640-nucleotide messenger RNA. Its product is annotated as protein REDUCED WALL ACETYLATION 2-like. Gene Ontology annotation, cellular component: Golgi apparatus. Gene Ontology annotation, biological process: xyloglucan metabolic process; plant-type secondary cell wall biogenesis; xylan biosynthetic process. Gene Ontology annotation, molecular function: acetyltransferase activity. The record is from RefSeq and is a predicted model, not a curated record. The transcript has 16 exons. The coding region runs from base 423 to 2063 and encodes 546 amino acids. NCBI's taxonomy places the organism in Eukaryota, Viridiplantae, Streptophyta, Magnoliopsida, Caryophyllales, Amaranthaceae.